Molecule: messenger RNA, 732 nt
Organism: Prunus armeniaca (apricot)
Lineage: Eukaryota; Viridiplantae; Streptophyta; Magnoliopsida; Rosales; Rosaceae
Source: the annotation of a GenBank genome assembly
AUGAAAUGGAGGCCAGAUCCAAACAGGAUGGAUUAUGAUGGAAGGGAGUUGUAUUACAUUGAGAUAGGCUUGAGAGCCAUAGUAAAUAAAGAGGAGGGAACUUUGGGAGAAGACGAGAGAGUUGCUGGUUCUCAGCCGAGCAACCUGGAGAGAGUUAGAGAUGGGUCUGGGCAUAAUGAGACUAUUGGGCCCGUAACGGUGAGGCCCAAAUGCAAUAUCGGCCUUAGUCAUAACCGUGCGUCAAUAAGCGAUUUGCUUAAGAGGGAAGGUGAGCAUGUUGCUGCAUCAAAAGGGUAUGAGGAUAUUACUCGUUUCCUUAUUGAUCAAGGAGCAGACGUCGAGUUGUCAGAUAAAUUUGGGAACACUCCUUUGCUUGAAGCCAUUAAAAAUGGGCAUGAUCAAGUAGCUUCUAAUGUGGGGGCGUCACUUACUAUUGAUGAUGCUGGUGAUUUUCUCUGUAAUACGGUAUCAAGGAGGAAUUUGGACAUGCUGAAAAGGCUUUUAGCCGAUGACAUCAACCCAAAUGUGAAAAAUUAUGAUAAACGACACUUAGCUGCUUCAGAAGGCUUAUAUUCAAUGGCAAAAUUCCUUUUAGAAGCAGGUGCAAGUGUUCUAUCAAAGGACAGAUGGGGAAGAACUCCACUUGAUGAAGCCCGCAUAGGUGGAAAUAAGAAACUAAUCAAACUGCUUGAAGUUGCUAGAACUUCGCAGUUCUCUGAUGAAUAUCAUUAA